AUGACCAGAGGUGGAAGGGGAGGAGGAGGGUUGCAUAUGGAGCUGUCAGUGUUGGUGCUGUUGGCCCUGCUGGCUCUGUCCUCAGCCAGUCCUGUGGACGUCUGGAACAACACAGAGCAGAGAAAUGAAAGAGUUCCUAAGAUCACAGCUAACCAAUCGACAAAUCAUGCUAUUAAGGCAAAGAGACAUGUUAUUUUCAAAGGGAUUGGGAAAAACGUGGACUGGUCCUCCUCACUCAAGGUUGGUCAAACCAACCUGGAAUGGCAGACCUUUGAUGACUCUCUCCCCAACGGAGCAGUUUCAAUCUACAACGAAUAUGUUGGACGCACCGACUACGUUUGCAAAUAUAGGCGUGCGGCCGGCUUUUAUAACCCUUACAAGGGUCCUUACUGCUUCUACCCCUAUGGAGAGAAAGAGUUCCAUGAAUCCCCAUUUGAGAUCCUGGUAAACAAAGACAACUUUGAGUUUAUAGAAUGGAAGGAUGACUCUGACGGAUCAGUGCCUCAGAAUGCAGUCGAGACCAGGCCCGGCAGCAACAUAUAUGUUGGAAAGAACAAGUAUGGUCUUGGGAAGGUAGAUGUUAAAAAUCCGGCCUUCUACCUUCCGUGGAAAGGUUCUGAGUAUAAGUACAAGAGCUACCAGGUCCUGACCGUUAACAAAGAUGUAAUCAGCGAGGCCAUAUCUGAUGUCACGUAUAAGACUGAGGGGGUUAAUGUCGUUAAGUAUCCUCCAGAGACCUUGGAAACACAUGUCCUGACCAACAAUGAUCGCCAGGAACUGACACAGACCAUUACCCUCUCAAAGACAACCCAAAAGGAGCAAAGGUGGGACGUCAGCUUUUCGUUAACAACAGGCGCUAAGACUACCAUCACUGCUGGAAUCCCCUUUGUCGUCGAAGGAAAAAUCGACGUUAGCGUUGAAAUUACCCUCCAGUACACCCAGAGGGCCACUUUUACCGAGUCGAUCACCCACACUGUUUCUGUUUUGGACAAAAUACCACCAAACCACUCCUGCCGUGCCAGUAUGGUGGGAUAUAAGUACAGGACAGACAUCCCAUACACUGCACGCCUUAGCCGCACCUACAGAAAUGGGGAGGCCAGAUGGACAUCCAUCUCUGGGACCUACAGCAGCGUCCAAAUGGGAGAACUCCAGGUUCUGGUGAAUAGCUGUAAACCUGUAUCUGAUCCCACACUACUUCUGAAUCGUCCGGCAUGUUUUUUAAUGGCUUCAGCAACUGCAUGGAGGAGUGGGGACAAAACUGUCGACACAUCCACAUGAUAAGAGCCUUCCGUGGUCGGCCAUGACAGUUUUGUUCUCAUUACUUAGAAUUCCUCACGGGGGCGACAAACUACGCACUAUAGCUUUAAAGAGAAUAAUUAAAGAUGCUCUUGAGAUAACAUAUUGAAUGUCCUUCACAUUGUAAUGAAAAGCUAAAAAUAAACUAUAUGCUUUAACAUAUUUAGUACUUGGCAUUUACCUUUUUCAAAGCAAAGAAUGAAAUGUAUGAAAAAGUUGAUUUAAUAUUUCAUUGUUUCAAAUAAAAUAAACGUGCAUGCAAACCAAA
This is a messenger RNA of Perca fluviatilis (European perch), 1564 nucleotides long. RefSeq names its product natterin-3-like. Lineage: Eukaryota; Metazoa; Chordata; Actinopteri; Perciformes; Percidae. The transcript has 3 exons. Bases 1 to 1278 code for a protein of 425 amino acids. The record is from RefSeq and is a predicted model, not a curated record.